Messenger RNA from Sphaeroforma arctica JP610, 237 nucleotides. RefSeq lists its product as hypothetical. Gene Ontology annotation, molecular function: polyubiquitin modification-dependent protein binding. The annotation marks the transcript as partial. Lineage: Eukaryota; Ichthyosporea; Ichthyophonida. Gene Ontology annotation, cellular component: VCP-NPL4-UFD1 AAA ATPase complex. The record is from RefSeq and is a predicted model, not a curated record. The transcript has a single exon.
AUGUUUCACCUUCCCAAUGGCCGGAUGGGCUUCGGUAUGGGUAUAGGCCCGAGGCACUUUGAGCAGCGCUACAGAGUCUACUCCGUUGCUAUGCUAUCCAUAUAUAGCAACAGUAAGAUCACUGAGAUUGAACACGGAGGCAAGGUUAUAUUACCCCCCUCGGCAUUAAGUACUCUGUCUCAGAUGGAGGUGCAGUGGCCGGUCAUGUUUGAGAUUGAAUUCCCCGAGACAGGAAAG